GCUACUUUGUUUGAUUCCAGAACAGACUACUUUAACUUUACUGUUACUUCGAACCCAACGUCACAACUUAUCUACUGUUACCAGAGAACUUAUCACAAUCAACAUUUACUGCUCGACUGGCAUUGGCAUCGCAAAGUUGACCAAACGCUUCGCGACAACUUCCAUUCCAAUAUCUAAUUCCCAAAUCUACAACAACUCGACUUCGGUUAUGCCUGCUCCAUCAAUGUCUAACCCACAGUCGCUAGACUCGGCCGCCUUUCGGAACUUUUGUAAACUACCUACGGAAUUGCGACUAAAGAUCUGGAACUACAAUCUCCCUCCCGCGCGCCUCGUACCGAUUCAGUUCGGUUCGUCGUGGCCCGGCUGCUCAGAGUCUCCCUCAUGGACUGGAUGUACCUCAUCAGCGACCAUUCCCUCCAACCUCCACGCCUGCAGCGAGUCGCGCAAUGAAGCCCUCAAGUACUACGGCCUUGGCUUCGGCUUUGCCCGUGGUCCUGGUCAGAUCUUUCUCGACCCGGAACGUGAUAUCCUCUACUUUGGCCCUCGCGAUGGUUACAUGGCCGCAGACUCCCAAUUCCAAACGAUCAUGUCCAUGUGCGAUCCAGAGGAACUCGUUCUUGUUCGCCGUCUCGCCAUUAACGAUGCUCUAUUCUGGGUCGACGAUUCAUAUCGCUCCAUGACUGCGGCCAGUCUCACUGUUGAGCUGCUCCGACGCAUCCAGGCCCGCAUGCCUGGUGUCGAAGAGAUCAUCUUUGUUCCUCGCCCGGAGGAGGCGCGGGGCCCGGAAAGCUACAUUGAGCCCAGCAUGGUUUACAUGCGCAUGGCCCACCAGAUUCAGACUGCCCUUGCGACCCUGUGCGAGCAGACACCCGGCUGGACACCGCCAUGCUGGAGAAUAUUACCACUCAGCGCUUUCCAGAGCGUUGGUGCCGCUUAA
Fusarium graminearum PH-1 is the source of this 937-nucleotide messenger RNA. RefSeq lists its product as uncharacterized. The coding region runs from base 224 to 937 and encodes 237 amino acids. NCBI's taxonomy places the organism in Eukaryota, Fungi, Ascomycota, Sordariomycetes, Hypocreales, Nectriaceae. The record is from RefSeq and is a predicted model, not a curated record. The transcript is spliced from 2 exons.